Messenger RNA from Osmia bicornis bicornis, 1315 nucleotides. It is a transcript of the gene mmy, whose product is annotated as UDP-N-acetylhexosamine pyrophosphorylase. Gene Ontology annotation, biological process: UDP-N-acetylglucosamine biosynthetic process. The record is from RefSeq and is a predicted model, not a curated record. The transcript has 2 exons. Bases 443 to 883 code for a protein of 146 amino acids. Gene Ontology annotation, molecular function: UDP-N-acetylglucosamine diphosphorylase activity. NCBI's taxonomy places the organism in Eukaryota, Metazoa, Arthropoda, Insecta, Hymenoptera, Megachilidae.
UAUGCAUAGGAAUGUAAGGUUGCCUUUCGUAUCUUCACCUCCAACCUUUCACUUUUCCUCUGUAUCCUGCAUUGGUGGUAAGAGAUGAUUUUAAUAGUUUUUAUAAAAACAUUGGAAUAUUUUAAUUUCCUAGUUGUGUCUUAUUGAUAGACGGCUACACAAAUCGUUAAUAACAUUGCGCUUUAAGAACAAGGUUACGAUCUUGGUAUUUGAUUGAAGCUGUAUAGGAAAAUAAACAUGAUUUUUCACGGUCGGUGUACGUUUGUCCAAACAAAAUAUGCUAGAGAAGAAAAGGAGAACUACAAGAGGCUGGAAGGGCGAGAGGGGCCGAUAAGAGAAAUCAAGUCAAACGUGCUACGUGGAAUCGUGAAAGUGAAGGUGCACUUCACUCUACCUGAGUUGGGUUAGGUUUCUUUAACUGGGCGUAACCGAGAACGUUAUAAUGGAAUCUCUUCGAACGAAACUGGCCGAGUAUGGCCAAGAACACUUACUCAAAUUCUGGGAUCAGCUGUCAGAUAAAGAAAAAGAUUAUCUUUAUCAGGACAUCUCCAAGUUGGACCUUAUGGAAGUGACAUCAUAUUUUCAAAAGGCAAUGUAUGCUUCAUCUUGCAUGCUUAAAAAUACCUUGGAUGAUAAAGUAUCUCCUAUACCUAAAGAGAGUAUCGCGUCAAUCAAAUCUACCAAUAAGAAGCAGCUCAAAGCAUACGAGAAAUUAGGAUUACAAGAGAUAGCUAAUAGUCGUGUAGGUGUAUUGCUUAUGGCUGGUGGCCAAGGUACUCGAUUAGGAGUAUCUUAUCCUAAAGGCAUGUACAAUGUUGGAUUACCCUCAGGAAAAACUUUGUUUCAACUACAAGCUGAAAGAAUACUUUGUUUACAAAUAUAGCAGAAAAUGAAUGUGGGAAGAGAGGAGAAAUAACCUGGUACAUAUUAACCAGCGAAGCUACUCAUGAUACAACUCUUAAUUUUUUAUGUAAGCAUAAUUAUUUUGGUUUAAAAAGAGGUAAAUGUUAGAGCUUUCAAGCAGGGUAUGUUGCCCGUGUUUUACAUUUGAUGGAAAAAUCAUUUGGACGAAAAUAUAAAGUUUCAAGGCACCGGAUGGAAAUGGAGGUUUAUAUAGAGCUCUGACAGUAGAAGGAAUAUUGGAUGAUAUGGCACGACGUGGAAUCCAUAGUGUGCACGUUCAUUCAGUUGAUAACAUUUUGAUGAAAGUAGCAGAUCCUGUUUUUUUAGGAUACUGUCUAUCUUCGUCUACCGAUUGUGGAGUUAAAGUUAUAGAAAAAUCUUCACCGAAUGAAUCGGUUGGAGUUGUGUGUAA